CCCCACACGCCGAGAAGCUGGAGGGAGGAGGCGGAGGAGGUGGAAGCGGAGGUGGAGGAGGAGGCGUCCCGGCCCCGCCGCCCCCUCCGGGACCCCCGCAUCCCGCGGGCAGCGCCGCCGGCGGCGGGCCGGGCCGGAAGCAGGGGAAGGCAGGGCUGCAGAUGAAGAGCCCCGAGAAGAAACGGCGUAAAUCUAACACACAGGGCCCGGCCUACUCGCACCUCUCGGAAUUCGCCCCACCGCCCACCCCUAUGGUUGACCACCUGGUGGCUUCCAACCCCUUCGAGGAUGAUUUCGGAGCCCCCAAAACCGGGGCGGCUCCCGCCGCUUUCCUGGGCAGCCCCGUUCCCUUCGGCGGCUUCCGCGUCCAAGGGGGGAUGUCGCCGCAGGUGCCCCCCGGCUACGGCGGGGGUCCCCAGCCCCUGCGGAGGCAGCCACCCCCUCCUUUCACCCCCGGGCAGAUGGGGCCGGCGUUCGGUAUGCCCCCCCAGAACCCCGGGUACGUCCAGCCCGGGGGCAUGAGCUUCCCCGGCCAGCCCUUCGGGCAGCCCCUUGGACAGAACUUCAGCCCCCCCGCCGGGCAGCUCAUGCAGGGGCCCGUGGGGGGCUUCGGGCCCAUGAUCUCCCCCACCAUGGGACAGCCCCCCCGGGGGGGUGACAUGGGCCCCGGGCCUGCCCUCAACCCCCCUGGGGGGCCGGCGGUGGCUCAGCGUUUCGGUCAACCCGGCAACCUCUUUGGACAGUCGCCCCUGCAGCGCCCCGGGCAGAACGUGCCCCCCCUGCCCCCCACCGCCAGCCCCUUCCCCGGGGGCGAUCCCGGCUUCCCCACCAGCGGCGAGGAGGGGGGCAAACCCCCCAACCCUCCCCCCAGCACCUUUUCCCCGGAGCCGCAUUCGGGCUCCCCCCCCGCUGCCGUCAACGGGGCGCAGCCCCCCUUUGCCCCCGGCGGCGCCGGCCGUGCCCCUGGCACGCCCGAAACCAACAACCUCCCCCCGCCUCCUCCCGGCAAGGCGGCCGGCGGAUCAGGCCACCAGCCCCCCCCAGGGCUAGUGUACCCCUGCGGAGCUUGCCGCAACGAGGUGAACGACGACCAGGACGCCAUCCUGUGCGAGGCCUCCUGCCAGAAGUGGUUCCACCGGGAAUGCACCGGGAUGACGGAGAACGCCUACGGGCUGCUCACCACCGAGGCCUCCGCCGUCUGGGCCUGCGACUUCUGCCUCAAGACCAAGGAGAUCCAGUCGGUUUAUGUCCGGGAGGGCAUGGGACAGCUGGUGGCCGCCAACGACGGCUGAGCCGCCCUCCCGCCGCCACCGACACCUUCCCCCUGCCCCGGUUUAGGACCAAACCCCCAGUUUUUGUAGCCGUUAACCCCUCCCCGCCACCGGCCAGAGAGAUGGCACCGGCUCCUCACCCGGCCCUGGCCGUGGCCGGGUCCCUGGGCCGGUGGUGGCCACACCGUCCCCAUCCCUUUGCUGCGGGAAAGGCUGCACCGGUACCGGGGGGCUGAGCCUCCCCGGUGGCCCCUCCCCUCCCAUUCUGCCCGGUGGGGUCGGUGCCAUUGGAAGGGAGGGGGGGGAUCCGGUCCCCGCCACCA
Messenger RNA from Calidris pugnax (ruff), 1594 nucleotides. RefSeq names its product pygopus family PHD finger 2 (gene PYGO2). NCBI's taxonomy places the organism in Eukaryota, Metazoa, Chordata, Aves, Charadriiformes, Scolopacidae. The transcript is spliced from 3 exons. Gene Ontology annotation, biological process: spermatid nucleus differentiation; kidney development. The record is from RefSeq and is a predicted model, not a curated record. The coding region runs from base 162 to 1292 and encodes 376 amino acids.